Messenger RNA from Papilio xuthus (Asian swallowtail), 787 nucleotides. RefSeq lists its product as uncharacterized. The coding region runs from base 89 to 787 and encodes 232 amino acids. The record is from RefSeq and is a predicted model, not a curated record. The transcript has 4 exons. Lineage: Eukaryota; Metazoa; Arthropoda; Insecta; Lepidoptera; Papilionidae.
AAGUGUUAAAAUAAUUUUAUAUCUUACCAUAAUACAUACAUUUUACUAUCGAGUAACACGCAGCGAAUUGAAAUAAAAAAAUUGCAUAAUGUCUUGGAUAAGUCUGCUUGUCACAAUACUGUCACUAUAUCUGGUCACAUGUGAGGUCAUGGUCGAUGACAGGAACAGCAAAUGGCGCGAAAAUAAUGAAUUAUUGAAGAACGUGGACGGAUACUAUAAUAAGUUAGCGCGACGCACAACAGACGUGACUAACAAACAAAAGCGCUUUAUGUCAGUACUAUCUCUAGCGUUGUCUUACAAUGCGCUGAGUGACAUGCCGACAUCACUGCAAAGAGUACAGGAGGCAGUCACUUGGACAAGGGCUCAAUUAUACAAGCCAGCUGAUGCUUUAGGUGGGGAGACAGCUGCGUCACUGGCUUUGCUUAGAGCUGCUAUUGACCAGCCAAUAAACGAUAUAAAAGCGAGCUGUCUACCGAACACCGAAGAAGAAGAAUGUCUGCGCAAAUUAAGAAUGUACCGAGAGGUGAAUUUUGAACAAUGCUUCGAAUACGAUAGGAAUUUGGAAUUAUACGAGAAAGCUAAAAACUUCUUCAAUGAUCCACAAUUUAUUGAUUUCUAUAAAGAUAUAACAGAAAUAUCUGAUAAUGACGAUGAAGUUGCAUUGUCGUAUUUUAUUAAUAUUGCGUUAGUUAAAUUUCCAAAUUUAAUUGAAAAAGGUAGAGAUAUUUUACGUACACGGGCUUAUACAAAUUACCCUUGUAACAGUUUAAACUUACCGUUGUAUUAA